Messenger RNA from Triticum aestivum (bread wheat), 1540 nucleotides. RefSeq names its product AP2/ERF and B3 domain-containing protein Os01g0693400. The record is from RefSeq and is a predicted model, not a curated record. The transcript has a single exon. Gene Ontology annotation, biological process: regulation of DNA-templated transcription. NCBI's taxonomy places the organism in Eukaryota, Viridiplantae, Streptophyta, Magnoliopsida, Poales, Poaceae. Gene Ontology annotation, molecular function: DNA binding; DNA-binding transcription factor activity. The coding region runs from base 107 to 1258 and encodes 383 amino acids.
CUCCCCUCAGCGUCCUACAAUUGAUACCCCAUCAUAGCAUCAGUUACCAACAGAAGAGACAGCCAUACUCCACAGCUAGUGCUGCCAGUGUCGCGCCGUUACUGAAAUGGACAGCACCAGCUGCCUCGCCGACGACACCAGCAGCGGCGGCGCCUCCACGGACAAGCUCAAGGCGCUGGCCGCCGCCGCGGCUGCCGCGGCGGGGCCGCUCGAGCGCAUGGGCAGCGGCGCCAGCGCCGUGCUCGACGCGGCCGAGCCGGGCUCCGAGGCCGACUCUGGCGGCGCGGGCGCCGGCCGUGCGGCGGCGGGGAAGCUGCCGUCGUCCAGGUUCAAGGGCGUGGUGCCGCAGCCCAACGGGCGGUGGGGCGCGCAGAUCUACGAGCGGCACCAGCGCGUGUGGCUCGGCACGUUCGCCGGGGAGGCCGACGCCGCGCGCGCCUACGACGUCGCCGCGCAGCGCUUCCGCGGCCGCGACGCCGUCACCAACUUCCGCCCGCUCGCGGACGCCGACCCCGACGCCGCCGCCGAGCUCCGCUUCCUCGCCGCGCGCUCCAAGGCCGAGGUCGUCGACAUGCUGCGCAAGCACACCUACUUCGACGAGCUCGCCCAGAGCAAGCGCGCCUUCGCCGCGUCGGCCGCGCUCUCCGCGCCCACCACCUCGCGCGGCGCCGACGGCCACGCCUCGACCCCCUCCCCGGCCGCCGCGCGCGAGCACCUGUUCGACAAGACGGUCACGCCCAGCGACGUCGGGAAGCUGAACAGGCUGGUGAUACCGAAGCAGCACGCCGAGAAGCACUUCCCGCUGCAGCUCCCGGCCGCGGGCGGCGAGAGCAAGGGCCUGCUCCUGAACUUCGAGGACGCCGCCGGCAAGGUGUGGCGGUUCCGCUACUCGUACUGGAACAGCAGCCAGAGCUACGUCCUCACCAAGGGCUGGAGCCGCUUCGUGAAGGAGAAGGGCCUUGGCGCCGGAGACGUUGUCGGGUUCUACCGCUCCGCCGCCGGGAGCACCGGCGAAGACACCAAGCUCUUCAUUGACUGCAAGCUGCGACCGGACACCAACAGCCCCGCCUCCGCUGACCCCGUGGACCAGUCGGCACCUGUGCAGAAGGCCGUGAGACUCUUCGGCGUCGACCUUCUGACAGCGCCGGCGUCGCCGGAGCAGGGGAUGCCGGGGUGCAAGAGGGCCAGAGACUUGGUGAAGUCGCCGCCUCCGAAAGUGGCGUUCAAGAAGCAAUGCAUAGAGCUGGCGCUAGCGUAGAGUUGGAACUAUUAGCUCGAUCGAUCUCUUCUCUCCAGCUAGGCGGCGGUUUUUGCUCGCAUAAUUCAGGUGGUAGAGCUUAGCUUAAUUAGUCCCUUGUCGGUAUCAUCAACUUUGUUUGUUUAUUUGUCAUGUUGUUGCAUGCCCUGAUGUAAAUCUUAUCUUUCCGAAAAUGUAUACUAAUUGAGGAAGCCCUAGAAGGCUAGCUUAGCUUAGAUCGUUCAACCGACGACGACGAAGAAGAAGAAACAUAUAAUAACAUUUUGAAUGUAGCCUAGCUCA